Porites lobata is the source of this 19104-nucleotide messenger RNA. Lineage: Eukaryota; Metazoa; Cnidaria; Anthozoa; Scleractinia; Poritidae. The record is from the annotation of a GenBank genome assembly.
AGAGAGCCAUUCUGUCUGUGAGGAGGAUCUUGAGUGUUUGGUGUGUCGUGGAGUGGUGAGAGAGCCCUUUGUUCGGUGCUGUAGCUGCUUUCCCAAAGUUGAUCUCUGUUUGGAGGUAAGCUUACGUUUUUCUGAGUGCUAUCAUGAACUAGAACGUAGCUCCUGUAGUCUCUUGGGUAGUGAAUAGUAACUAAACAAAAGGUAACUAUGUUUCAGCGUCUGGGAUACAAAAUAAUGGACGAUGAUUGAGACUGCAACGAAAUGUAACGUGUAGCAAAAAUUAGUCUUAAUCUGUCAAUCUCAAUUUUAACUUUUCAUUUUCUUUGUUUCUGAUUUUAUUUCCAAAUGUUUUCCGUUUUGUUUUGCUUUCUUCGAAUGAUUAAAAAAAAAAGAAAAACAAAUCCCCCCCCCCCAAAAAAAAAAAAUUAAAAAUAAAAAAUUAAAAAUUAAACGCUGGAGCAACUACUACAGAAUACAGGGCCAUAUUUUAAGGUCUUAAACAGAAGUGGCUCGGUGGCUCGCUAGUCACGACAAGUGUUUAAAGAACGAGAAAGAUAUAAGACAUAUAAGUAUAAGACAGACAUAGAAGGCAUAUACUUUAGUAUGUAUUAUAGCAGAUUAUAGGUAUAUAUUUUAGUGGCUCGGCGGCUCGGUGGCUCUUCAGUCGAGGUUAUAUAGUUUAGUGGCUCGACGGCUCGGUGGCUCGUUAGUCGGGACUACCGAGCCACCGAGCCACCCCAACGAAUAUACCUAGAAAAUUUGCCCUGUAUUCUGUAGUUAAGCCUAAAUGCUUAAUGUACCGGUAAUAUGCCAUAGAACAAUAAAGGCUUUGUUAUGUUUCCGUCAGUUCUAGCAUGCUUCCAUCCCUUGUCGAUACAGGGCCCAGGGGUGGGCGUUAGCAAAUUAAGUAUGACCCACUAGCCAACCCUAGGGCCACCCGUGGGUAUUUACACACCUGUGAUUAUUGAGUCAUUUAUCAAAUCCAAACAUAUGGUGUUUAUAAACAUGGAAGAUGUUACUGAAGGCAGAUUGGCUUGUCCUUCAAGAUUUUGAAAAAACUGUAUAGGGUUUUUUCAAAGGCAUGUGGUUUUAUAUAUUAGGCUGAUUUAGCAACAGAAUGGGAAAGUCAGUUGAUGACAGGAAAGCACCCACAAAGGACUGAAUGUGACUUCCAGUGCCCAACUUGCUGCGCUGCCAUUGGUCAAGCUAGUUGUCUGAUUUUUGCCCGCCGUCUUCAACUGAAGUUCCUGUUCUGUUGCUAAAUCAGCCUAUUGUUGCUUGGCGUUAGCGUGGGGAUUGAGGAGGAUGAGUGAAUGGAAUUGACUGAUGCAUUAGCUGUUUGUUUUCUAUAGGAAUGCUUUUGUUUUGCAGGUAUAUGAUAAGUUAGUCUGAAUAAUUUACAUUAAUGUGUAAAUGGGCUUUAUGUAGCUUCAAUUACGGAUUCCUGAAAUCCUGUUGAUGAAGAAAUACUAUUAUGAAAAAUAAUUUUUUCAAUAGCAUUUCUUCAGGAACAGGAUUUCAAUCUGCCUUUCAUUGAGCCAACAGUACAUGUGUAUAAUGAUAAUAAUCAUUAUUUUUUAAAGUGUUUCUCAAGGGGAGCUGAGAACAAGGAGCAUCGGAGUGACCAUAGCUAUGAAAUAAUUGUAAGUUUGUUAGAUCCUUAAGUCUGCUUUCAUCAUUAGAUGUUCAUUGUAGAAGCCAUAAACAGAUUGUAGUCACCCUGAUUAGUGUUUAAACUGCUGGUUGCUUAAACCACUUCCACUUUCACUACUGAGUAAAUGCUGCUGCUUGAGUUAAGAGGGACCUUACGAAACUACGACGGCGACAGCAGGGAAAAACAUCAAAAAAGCAAUAGGUGUAAUGAGCAAAACAACAACUCUGCACGUGCAUCACGCUUGUUGUACAUUUCUUUGCUGUCCCUGCAUAACUACGACGUGAAAUGACCAAAUUUUAAUUUUACUUGAGAAUGGGAAUGGCAGGGCAAUAAAUUCUACCAUCUCUCUCUGAAUUUGGGAGCUGUUCCCUCUCUUCAGCUCCAACCAAAAUUCCCUUCUUUUAAGUAAGAGGGUGAAUCGGGAUAAUCUCGAAAAAGUUUAAAAGGAUGCAAAGUCUAUUUGUUAGCGACGUUUUCAAGGACGUCGCCGUUGUCAGAUUGUAAGGUCCCUAAUAUAACCUCUGCAACUCAUUGCUGUAACUAUCACUUUCACCACAGGAUGAUAGUGCAUUUGUAAAACCCACAUGUAAGAACAUAGUGGUUUAAGAACCUACUUUUAGGAAUUUUCCCUUUUAAUAACAACCUGUUUAGCCAAGCAAUUUCUAGCAGGUUCUUAUAUUUGGGCUACAGUUAUUAUGACGAGCAUAUGAACCAAGGAGUUUCACUUUGAGAUUGUUCAUAGUUCAAGUUUGAAUGUGAGGUUCUGCAGAGUUCCAUAUUUGAGUGUGCAUUCGAGGGUUGUCCAAUACUCACAAAUAGACUCCAUUGGUGUUAGUGGUGAUAAGAAGGGUCUCCAUUGGUACCAAUGGUACGAUUGGUACCAAUAGAAAAGCAUCCUAUUCCAAUAGUUCUAUUGGUGAAUAUGCAUCUUAUUAAGGAGACUUAGAUUAUUUUCUCAUGUGGUCUAGCUGGGUACAGGGCAAUUCCAAUGGUCCAUUGGUACCAGUGGUACGAUUGGUACCAAUGGAAAAGCACCCUAUUCCAAUAGUUCUGUUGGUGAAUAUGCAUCUCAUUAAGGAGACUUAGAUUAUUUUCUCACGUGGUCUAGUUGAGUACAGGGCAAUUCCAAUGGUCCAUUGGUACCAAUGGUACGAUUGGUACCAAUGGAAAAGCACCCUAUUCCAAUGGUUCUGUUGGUGAAUAUGCAUCUCAUUAAGGAGACUUAGAUUAUUUUCUCACGUGGUCUAGUUGAGUACAGGGCAAUUCCAAUGGUCCAUUGGUACCAAUGGUACGAUUGGUACCAAUAGAAAAGCACCCUAUUCCAAUGGUUCUAUUGGUGAAUAUGCAUCUCAUUAAGAGAGUUAGAUUAUUUUCUCAUGUGGUCUAGCUGGAUACAGGGCAAUUCCAAUGGUCCAUUGGUACCAAUGGUACGAUUGGUACCAAUGGAAAAGCACCCUAUUCCAAUGGAUCUGUUGGUGAAUAUGCAUCUCAUAAAGGAGACUUAGAUUAUUUUCUCAUGUGGUCUAGCUGGGUACAGGGCAAUUUUAAUGGUCCAUUGGUACCAAUGGUACGAUUGGUACAAAUAGAAAAGCACCAUAUUCCAAUAGUUCUAUUGGUGAAUAUGCUUCUCAUUAAGGGGACUUAGAUUAUUUUCUCAUGUGGUCUGGCUGGGUACAGGGCAAUUCCAAUGGUCCAUUGGUGCCAAUGGUACGAUUGGUACCAAUAGAAAAGCACCCUAUUCCAAUGGUUCUAUUGGUGAAUAUGCAUCUCAUUAAGGGGACUUAGAUUAUUUUCUCAUGUGGUCUAGCUGGGUACAGGGCAAUUCCAAUGGUCCAUUGGUACCAAUGGUACGAUUGGUACCAAUAGAAAAGCACCCUAUUCCAAUAGUUCUAUUGGUGAAUAUGCAUCUCAUUAAGGGGACUUAGAUUAUUUUCUCAUGUUGUCUGGCUGGGUACAGGGCAAUUCCAAUGGUCCAUUGGUACCAAUGGAAAAGCACCCUAUUCCAAUGGUUCUAUUGGUGAAUAUGCAUCUCAUUAAGGGGACUUAGAUUAUUUUCUCAUGUGGUCUGGCUGGGUACAGGGCAAUUCCAAUGGUCCAUUGGUACCAAUGGUACGAUUGGUACCAAUGGAAAAGCACCCUAUUCCAAUGGUUCUAUUGGUGAAUAUGCAUCUCAUUAAGGGGACUUAGAUUAUUUCCUCAUGAGGUCUGGCUGGGUACAGGGCAAUUCCAAUGGUCCAUUGGUACCAAUGGUACGAUUGGUACCAAUGGAAAAGCACCCUAUUCCAAUGGUUCUAUUGGUGAAUAUGCAUCUCAUUAAGGGGACUUAGAUUAUUUUCUCAUUGUUUCUAGUUGGGUACAGGGCAAUUACAAUGGUCCAUUGGUACCAAUGGUUCGAUUGGUACCAAUAGAAAAGCACCUUAUUCCAAUGAUUCUAUUGGUGAAUAUGCAUCUCAUUAAGAGAGUUAGAUUAUUUUCUCAUGUGGUCUGGCUGGGUAAAGGGCAAUUCCAAUUGUCCAUUGGUAGGAAUGGAACGAUUGGUACCAAUAGAAAAUGAUGUCAUUCCAGUGGUUCUAUUGGUGAAUAUGCACCAUUAUAAAAUAAAAAUCUCCGUCGAUUCACAUGUUUAUGAGUGAUAAGGAGACAUUCAAACUUCUGCUGUUUUUCCACGGCAACGGGUGGAAUCCUGAAACCAUCGGUAGAUGGAUUCUUCUAGCUCAGUCCUGGGCCUCAUCGCAAGCUACAGCCGAGAAAAGAGCACUACAAAUACAAUUUGUCAACGACAACGUUGACAUUAAAUACAUCAAUGGUUUUACUACGACGUUGAUUAUAGCAAACUGGUGUACCUCAAUGGGUUACCAUGACAAACCCCACGUCAACAGUCAAAAGUGACUCAGUCACUUGAAUAUAGAACGGCUCUCUUAGGAGCCACCAAAUACAAUACAAAGUCAUAACCAACAGCAUGAUAUAACCACCCUUUUCGGAAACUCUUCAUUGAAAACUUGUUUUGGUUUAAACGCUUCCAUGUAGAUAAUGAAAUUGCGCUAAGAAAUUUCAGAAGUUAAUUUCACAGUGAGUUGAGUACAGUUGUUAAAACCUGUUGCCUCAAUACCACUUUGCUAGUUUCGCGCCUUUCCGCGUUGUUUCGGGUUCUUUUAACGAGUAAGAAUUCCCAAAAAAUAGUGCUUGCGUACAGGAAAGAAGACAUUCAUAUGUCAUGUCGUUGUUUGCUCAUGAAUCACAAUAAACAGAACGAACACGACAGUGACACGUUACCUUUCAAUUUUAAUGUUCGUACGAUGUUUGUUAUACUCGCAGCACCUUGAGAUAUUAUUAGCGUUAGAUAUAUAGGUCGCCCUCGCUUUGUAACUAUUAGCGCGUUUCUACUUUGUGUGAAAGCGAACUUGUUUUGCGUGGUUAGCCAAUAGAACGAGGAAUAUUCAUAAGAAUUAUGGCGCGUUUUUAAUUGGUGUAACAGCGAACUUGUUGUGCGUGGUUGGCUUAUAGAACGAGGAAUAUUCCUAAUAAUUAUUAGCGCGUUUUUACUUAGUGUAAAAGGCAACUCGUUUUGUGUGGUUGGCUUAUAGAACGAGGAAUAUUCAUAAUAAUUAUUAGUGCGUUUUUACUUGGUGUAAAAGCGAACUUGUUUUGCAUGGUUGGCUUAUAGAACGAGGAAUAUUCAUAAGAAUUAUAGCGCGUUUUUACUUGGUGUAAAAGCGAACUUGUUUUGCGUGGUUGGCUUAUAGAACGAGGAAUAUUCAUAAUAAUUAUUAGCGCGUUUUUACUUGGUGUAAAAGCGAACUUGUUUUGCGUGGUUGGCUGAUAGAACGAGGAAUAUUCAUAAUAAUUAUUAGCGCGUUUUUACUUGGUGUAAAAGCGAACUUGUUUUGCGUGGUUGGCUGAUAGAACGAGGAAUAUUCAUAAUAAUUAUUAGCGCGUUUUUACUUGGUGUAAAAGCGAACUUGUUUUGCAUGGUUGGCUGAUAGAACGAGGAAUAUUCAUAAUAAUUAUUAGCGCGUUUUUACUUGGUGUAAAAGCGAACUUGUUUUGCGUGGUUGGCUGAUAGAACGAGGAAUAUUCAUAAUAAUUAUUAGCGCGUUUUUACUUGGUGUAAAAGCGAACUCGUUCUGCGCGGUUGUCUUAUAGAACGAGGAAUAUUCAUUAUUAUUAGCACGUUUUUACUUGGUGUAAAAGCGAACUUGUUUUGCAUGGUUGGCUUAUAGAACGAGGAAUAUUCAUAAGAAUCAUAGCGCGCUUUUACUUGGUGUAAAAGCGAACUUGUUUUGCGUGAUUGGGAUAUAGAACGAGGAAUAUUCAUAAGAAUUAUAGCGCGCUUUUACUUGAUGUAAAAGCGAACUUGUUUUGCGUGGUUUUCUUAUAGAACGAGGAACGUUCAUAAUAAUUAUUAGCGCGUUUUCACUUGGUGAACUUGUUUUGCACCAAUAGAACCAUUGGAAUGGCAUCAUUUUCCAUUGGUACCAAUCGCACCAUUGGUACCAAUGGACCAUCGGAAUUGCCCUGUACCCAGCCAGGUUACAUGGGAAAAUAAUCUAAGUCCCCUUAAUGAGAUGCAUAUUCACCAAUAGAACCAUUGGAAUAGGGUGCUUUUCCAUUGGUACCAAUCGUACCAUUGGUACCAAUGGACCAUCAGUUUGACGAAUCGUAUCCGUUUGUGUAUAUUGGACAUGUGUGGUGCAUUCCUCAGUUUGAGUCUGCGUUAGUGCAAAAAUUUGGCUGGCAACUCAGUUUUCAUCAAUAAAACUCUGGACAAUGUAAAUUACUUACCAAGCUGGCCAUCUGAAAAUUCAUACGUGUUAGCUCUUAUGUUCUUGUUUGUUUUGCUAUCUGUUUAGAGUAACAAUUUUUCAGUUUUGGAAAAGAGCUGGAAUGCACAAGAAGAAAUUGACCUUUUGGAUGGGAUCUCUUAUUGUGGCUUUCAAAACUGGUUAGAUUUUAGACUUACCUAUAAUACUUAAUAAGGUGGAUUUAUUUGCAUGUAUGCCCUGUUCCAUUUGCCCAAUGGAAUUUUUCAUUGUUUCUAAGCAGAAAAUGCCAUGAGGGAAGUGUGAGGCUAUAUUUACACAUAGCCAUUUGCAAAUGAAUCCACUGUUAGACAAUCACAGUUGGGUCACGUAGAUAUAUUUUUUAGCAACUACUAUAAUUUAUAGUCUGUCUACUUUGAAUAGAUGAAACUAAGUCCAAUGGGAAUAUGAACAGUACUUUUUGGUUUGGCAUGUUUGUCAAAAUUUAAUUACUGAACAUUUUACCGAGCCCUUAGAGAAGAUACACAUGUUGUUUAGUUAAGUAUUUAAAAAAAAAAACAUUGUCUUUUCCACAUGUCCCUCAAAACACAUUCCUUCUUGAAAAAGUAAAGUGGAAGUGAAGAAAAUGAAGUAAAAUUUUUUAAAUUUCCAACUGGAUUCCUAACUAUCAACAAUUUUAACUGUGCUCUGCACUAUUCACAAACAGGUAUGUUUUUAUGGGCUGAUAGUUGGGAAUUUCCCUAGGCUACUAUGAUAUUGACCCCUGGCUACUUUCAUAGCACAAUAAAAGAAAAAUACAACCAAAAGAUAUCCGUAGCUGUUUGAUUAAACUCGGCAUACUUCUUUUAUUUACCCAGCAGCAUGAAAUCUUGGUGACAGUCCCACCCAAACUUAUAAGUUUUUAGACAGUCCUUAAGAACUAAAAUCCAGAAAAAUCACCAACAUUGUUUUGUCAAAAAGAACAACAUUGAAUAAUGCAUGCAAUGAGACUUUAUACAAGCAUGUGAAGAUUGUAUGGUUUGUUAGUAAGACACGUGUAUGCUGUACUCAUUUAUCAUUAUGACUAAGAGAACAGUCUUUUUUCUUUCACUAUUGAUGAGUGGAAAAGUAGACUCUGUUUGUAGAGACAAGCAAGGGUCCAGGGAGAAUGGUUCCUGUCCAAAGUCAGAGAGAAAUGUGCAAAGGACAGCUGUGUGCAUGAGAUGAUGAAAAUGAAUUAAUGAUAUCAUCUCUGGGUUGCAGGUUUAUUUUUGGGUGGGACAAUCAAAAAGUGAAACAGAGGCCUCCAUUGGCAUGGGGCCAUCAAUGAACCGCCGAUAUCUGGCGGUAAACAAAUUAUAUGCUGUUUAAGUGAAUUGUGGAGUUGUUGUCAUAAUAAGGAUUGUUCCAAGUAGGCCAUUUACCAACGAUGACAUUUGACAACAACUACCACAAUUCAUUUUGUCUUUGCUUCCUCUUUUUAAUUUUUCAAUCCUCCAGAGGUUUAAAAAACAUUAGCCUUAAAUUGCACAAGAAAACAUUCAGAAUUAACAUUUCUUGUAUUUCUUUGACUUUGUAUCAACAAUGUUAGGAAAGAGGUUUCAAAACAAGUUCAAAGUAAAACAGAACAAGGUCAGACUUUAAUUUUUCUGUAUUGAAUAGAGGUAUGUGAUGUGGUUUUUACAGAAAAAAAUUGUCAAGAUUUUCUGUUUUGUCUUUCAGAGUGUGAACAACACUACCUAGAAUGUUAUAUUAAUGAUCCUUGCAAAGCUCUUCAGAUACCAGGUACAAUAUUUACCACGGUGACUCUUACAUGGAAGUUUUCACCUGGAAAAAAUGUUUUAAUACCAAAUUUGAAUGCAGGAGGAACGUUGUCAGUGAUUACAGAUAUUUACAUAGUCCAGUUUCCCCCGCCACCCCUCUCUCUGUUGCAGUAUUUUUUAAUUCAAUGUUUCUAGAUUGCCCAUUACCAAUUUUUUUAAAACUCGUUGAAAUGUUAAUUUUUUUUCAGUGUGACAAGCCAUAAGUUAAGUUUGAACAUAAACUGAUUUGCCACAAAUAUUGAUAGAAAAAAAUCUUGUAGACAGUAGUGUGUGAAAGCCUAAUGGGCUUCCUCUUUUGAAGUUAAUAUUUUUUAAUGAAUUUCUGAUGUAAUGAUCAGUCUCUUAGUGGCAGUAAACAACAAUGUGUGAAGUUUAGAGAUUUCAUCUUACUGUAGAGAGUGUUUUGUAUUAAAAAAUAAGAAUCAGGCAAAAGCAAAUUAAGAGGAAGAAAAGAAAGGUUGAUGAUGAGAGUCUCAAUUGAGAUGUGAGAAAGAGGAUACAUGUACGUGAAAGAUAUUAUUAUAUUAAUAUAGUGCAUGAAAAUACACAACCCAAAAAGCUGUGAAUGUUGCCUCCUCUCCAGCAAGCAAGAAGGAUAUCCUUGCUGAUUCAACUAAGCUUCUUUAUUGUUGUAUUUUAGAACUAAGACCAGUCCCUGUGUGUGACCCACCACCAUCUACUGCUGCAAUGCCAUUUAAAGGUACAGGAAGAGAAUUAUAACUAUUUUAACUGCAGAUACUUAUGAUUUACUGAAUAAAUGAUAGUUUUCCUUUCUUGGGGAGGCAGAGGCAGGCAAUUGGGAUGAGAUACUUUCGGCAAAAUUCUAGCAAAGAUUACAAGAGGUACUUUAGAAUCCCCCUUGGGAGUAAGUCCCAUAACUGAAGUAGUUAUAGAGGUGUUAAAUUUCCCGCUUUUGAUUAGUAUGGUAACAGUUAUUUUUUAUAUUAGUAACUUGAAAUACAGGCUAGCUUACUGCGUAGUUAUGUAUAACUGUAAUGAGGCAAAAAAUGUUAAAAACAAACAAAAGGUCACUAUACUGAUCUAGCCAAAGUUUAUGUGACAUUUUGUUUGAUAUUGUGCUCAGUGGUCAUCUAGGCAGUUUAGAGCAGCUAAGGAGGUGAAAAAUCAAUGGAUUAUUUUUUCGGGAAGUCAUUGUUAGGAACACUCAGUACAAGAAUAUUAUAAUAAUAUUGAUAAUAUUAAACUCCUCACCAAUAUUGAUGAUCUUGGGAACUUGCGCCUUGAGUUAAACUAUUAGUGGGUAGGGCUUAAGACAACUCAGGCAUAGCAGGAAGGUAUCCAUAGCAACCCUGUAAGUGGGAACAAUCCCUGCAGCAGCCACUAAUAAGAACUGUCAAACUGUAACCUGAUGCCGAGGAAAAGUCUUAACUGACUUGGUAAUUACCUUUAAGAACAGACCAACCUUGGAACAGGGAGGUUGGGGGACAAAAGGAAGAAGGAAAAGCAAAGGAAUUAGGUAACAAACCCUGCCAACCUAAAAGGCACCCCUACAGGAAAUGUGCCUUGGAGGGUGAAGUCACUGGCCACAUUUGUGCACGAUUAACCUUGCCUAAAAUAGAUUUAGCCUUAUUUCGAUCACAUUUAGUAUUACACUGUGGUUUUGUAAAAUUUUGCAGCAUCAGAAGAUCCUCCUCGUCCCCCAAUGGAUUCCACCCGAAGCUUUGAUAUGUCUGGAUACAUGCCAUGCAGAGGAGACUUUGAUGUGGUAUUGCUUAUUAUUACUUGCUUGUUUUGUUUUUGCCAUUUGCUGUGUUUGUAAACUUGGUAAAUUUCAGAUUACUUGUCCUAAAGUGAAGAUAGCUAGUACUGGUAAUUACUAGUUGGAGAUAAUUUUCUCGCUGGUUCCCCGUCUUGUUUCCUCGUUUGACUUCAUAUUCAUAUUGUAGAAGAAACUUGAUGAUGAUGGAAAACACUCCAAAUUAUGAGCCCUCUAAUCCUCAAAAAAGUCUUGUGUCUUCUCCAAAAAUUGGAUAUGGCAGAGUCAAAACAUGUAUCACCAUAGAUGUAUUUGUUGUUGUGGCGUCAAGCCCACAAAUAGUACAAAAGUUUUGUUUACCGCUGAUCAGAUGUCUUGUAACUUUUGAAACUGCAGUGAUAGAGAGAACUUGAAAAACAAAAACAAAAACAAAAACAAAAAGGGGAAAAGUUUCCCUUUUUCAAUAUAAUGCUGGUUACAUUCCAGAAAGUACAUGUAGUAUUUGUCUUUGUUUUUAGUUUUACCUUUAUUUUUGUUGAGAUAAUUAGGUCCCUUCUUUUGUCCAAUGACAUCAGCAUGACUGUGCUUUUAUUCUCGUCCUACAGGAGUAUGAUAACUAUGCAGAGGUAGACAUAAAGGAGAUUGAAUUUGAUCCCAUGGACUCUCAUCUUCUUCAAGGUAUUAUGGUAGAGAAAUCAAGAUGCUUCCCCCCUAGGGAAAUCCAUGGAAUUUGAAAAGUUACAUGGAGAGGGGGUGUAGAUUUGACAACAGUUUUUGUUUUUGGAGUUGGUGAAUGGACACUAUGUACAGGGCUGUCAUGGGGGAUUUUCCUCCAGCGACUACAAGCAUGUCUCGUGGCUAGUUUCAGAUGAAACAAAGAGAAUAUAUUGCUAAAAGAACUUCCUACCUACUAAUUGCAUUUUCUCAGCAACUUUAAAUCUUAGUGACAGCCCACCAUACGGAAAGGGAAAGGAAUUUUAACAUAAUUUCUUGAAAUAAACAGUGUUUACUAUAAUGCCUCGGGGAAAUGACUGCGGAAAGAGGAAUUUAAUGGGAAAUUGUGUCCUUCCUUAUUAUGGCCAAAGAAAAAAGCCUGUAAGAGCUAUUCAAUAUAUUUUAAAGUAGAUUAAUGUUUUUCUUAUGUAAACUAAUCAUUAUUUGUAAAAAUUUCUGGCCAUUUUUCUUUCCCAUGUAUCUCCCAUGCAUUAAGGAGCAUUUCAACGUCAACUCUGUUUUAAGAUGGGAAAUUUUAACACCAUUUUUGGCCUGGGGUCGGAAUUUCAACAUUUCCUAUUUACCGCAGAUAUUUUAAAUGACCAAGAAAUAUUUUGAAGUUUCAAGUUGACCUGUUCAUUUUAGUUCAUCUAUAUAUUCUGCUUGAUUCUGAUCUUUGCCUCUUUCUUUGCAGAGCUUAAAAUUGCUGCUAUUGAAAUAUACUUGUCUCGGCUGCAACAGAGAUUUCUGAGAAAACGGUAAGUGGCUUCUUUUGUAGUGAAUAAGUGUCAAGCCUACUCUGGGUGCUGGGGACUUUUCAAGCGCAGUUUCUGGUUUCGGUCAAGUCUUUAUCGUGACACGCACGAAAAGCCUCUGGAAUAGAGUGCUAUUGCUCUGAUAGCACCCAGCCAAUCGUAAGCACGGUUAGAUCGGUUUGAUCCAGUUUUUGGACAAGACGGCUAAUUGGCUCCUAAGGAUGCGAGGAAAAAACCUCUGGUACCCAGGGUAUGUACAGCCUGUUAAUUCCUUCACUCCAAUAGCCAACUUGGGUACUUACUAUUAGUAUUUAUUCGCGGCAAUCAAACAUUCAGGGCUCAAAUUAAACUUUUGGCGAGGUAAGCUGAUUUGUUAAAGCUAUUUUGAUUGAGAUUCUCAAUUGGCUGACUGUCGGGAAAAGUAAUAUUAGCACCUUAUCACUAAAUUUCUCAUCCACGAUGGUUUGCCCAAGAAAGCGCAAGAAACAUUAGGGUUGUAGCCCGACUUGACACAUUACUAAUAUUCUUGCGUUUUUUUUUUACAAGAUUUAUUGUACGGUGUUAAAUUUGUGUUUUAUACAUUCUUUGGGUUUGUACGGUGUUUCUAUGUUUUUAAGUUUCUCUGUAUGUCACUUCCUUCACAUGAACUAAGUCUUGUUCGUCUGUACAUGUACGUUACUUCACUCAUAGGACGUUAGUCUUGCCUCAUUGCAAGAAGAAACAGGAAGACCGCGUACAUCGUAUCUACAGUAUGUUCUUCUCCUCAGUCCUGGGAGAUAUUCAGUGAAGGGAUGCUGCAACUACGCCGUAUUAUUCCCCUUGCUCACGAAUGCUGCAGUUAAGGGAACUUUUGUCGAAUUGUCUCUGAACGUUUUUCUGUACCUUAGUUCAGUCGUAAGGUGUUAAUCUUGUCUUAAUUUUUACGUUUUUCUAUGCGGCAGAGUUUAUGAGUUAUUUACCAGAACAUUAGUUGUUUUUAGGAAUUAAAUGUUGUCUUCCCUGUAGGCUAAAUACUAAAGCGAAAGACUCAAAUGACUAAACUGUCCCUGGUGACCUAACUGACCGAUGUCGGGUCAGCAUAAACUAUCAGCAAAACAUACAAUGAACCAGCGCCUACUACACUGGAAAUACAACUUUUCACAAAAUGAAAAGGUCUCAAUGACCCUACUAACCAAUAUCACUAAUUAAAAAUGAGCCAGCUGCUUAUGUUUCAGAACUGAACUGCAUGUUCCAUCUCACUUGACUGACCCACCCAUCGAACUUACAUAACUGACUUUAGUGUCUCAAUUGGCCUAUAUCUCCUUUCAAUUUGUUCCAACUCAUCCAGUUGACUGAAAUGACCCCAUAUGUCCCAUCUGAGCGUACUGACCCAUAUAAAGACUACCCCAUGCAUUGUGUCCUACUUAAUAAGCCACCCCAACGUAGCCAUUUGCCACAGCUGACACAACAAACCUACAUGCCUGAACUGCGCAUAUAGAGCUGACUAACUUGUCCGAAAUGUGCACCCAGCAUACCUCUCCGAUAAAACUGCCUUGUACGUCAUAAACGCGCACAUUUUUUGACUGACCCAUUUGCUCAAAAUGGACUCAAAUGGAGUCACAAUCCCAACCAGAGGCCGCCUAAGCUCGGUACAUAAAUUACCGUGAGUUUCGAUACUGUUUUGCAUAUUACGAACGAUUUAAAGACUUUGUAUCGAUACUCGCGAUAAUUUAUGCACCGAGCUUGGGCCGCCUGUGUCCUAACUGAUCCAUCUUCCCCAGCUGACUUGACCAACAUUACUGAUUCACGUCCGAAACGAAUCGACUGAUCAAUGUAGACCAAAUCAUUGGUUGAAUCUUCAUUCAGUUUAUGACGUUAUUUAAGAAUUGGUGUAUGGUGUUCUCUCAAAAAGGCAUGGGAUAACCCGAGCUUUGUUCAAUCUCUCAGCAGAAUUGUACGGAGAUAUGGACUCAUAAACAUACAGAAAUGGCAAAGUAUGUUCUGUUUGCUUGUACAAGUUGUAUUACACAAUGUGUUCUUUAGGAGUGUCCAGUUGUUUGUAAUAACACGGAGUCUAAAUCCCAUCUUGUUCCCUGUGAAUUUUAGUGUUAGAGAGGAGACAAUCAAAAGCAGAAAGGUAUGAUUUUUCUCUUUGUUUUGUUUUCCCGCGUUAGAGAAAUGCGACCUUACCCUGUCCUUGGAUGUGAGGUGUGACAGAUCUUCUCCCUUCUUCAAGAAGGAAAGAAGAAAGACAGCAAUUUCAGUUAUUUAUCCAUAGUUAUGAGACUGUCAUUUUCCACUCAAAGAAACAACAUGACCAGUAAUUCUACCUGAGACUCUUUGAGAUUAGCUAUAUCUUGUGGUACCAGUCAGUGGUGGGAAAAAUAUCCUGUUGGCAACAUGCAUUUCCCUGAUGCACGCAACACUUGCUCUUAUAACGCUUAGUUGUUAUAACUGGUUUAACUGCUUGAGCUUUAAAUCACUUUGUGUUCCAUUCCAUACUGAUGAUGAUGAUGUUCUGGCUAGUACUUCUCAGUGAUUGGUCCUGCCACGAGGGAAACUUGCUUCAACCAAUCAGAAGCACUACCCAGAUCUUGGUAGUGACAUGUCAUCGGUAUGGAAUUUCUGCGCUCAUUUCUCAGAAGUCGUUUUGCGGCAAAAACAGUGGUGUCGUCUCAGCUGUUUUGUCAGGCUUGUUAUUCAAGUUUAAUGCCUGAGGAUCCGUUUUUGGUUUUAACACAGGGAUCUGCGUGAGAGCCUUAGGCCCUUUUGUCGUCUCCUCUCACCUGAACAACAUGAAAUGUUUGUGCAAGGAUUGCUGAGUAAGUAAUACGUGCAGUGUUUUAAAGUUUUCUUUUCGUUUUCUUUUUGGAAACACGGGUAAACCGCUAUGUAUAUUUUGUACAUGUAUACUGUAAACCCUCUAUUAAGUGCCCCCCCCACCCCGCCCUCUCUAAUAAGGCACUCUUCUCCUCCUUGCUAAUUGUUCACAGCCAAAUUAAUAAAUGAUAGACGGUAUUAAUUAAUCAGGACUGCAACACUUCAUGUACACUGAUCCGGUAUGGUUUAUUUACCUGCUGAAAGUCUGGAUUCCUUUUUUUUUUUUAUCUUCGGCUGUAUGACCUCAAACUUCAAAUGGUUUAGAUUUUCCACUCUGCCAUCUAGUUUUUUUAUGGAGAAUUGGUGCUAUCUCCUGGUUGUUUGAAAAAGCAGCAUAGUGACCCGUUUCGCUAAAUUUAAUAAGGGCUGGUCGUUUUUUACCUGUGCGAGCUACGCAGGAUAAUAUUCUCGCUACAAAUAAUGCCGAAGUUCCUAGCUAAGUCGAAGGCUUUUUGUUCGUAGUAGUCUUAGCUUUCCCGCAAAUCAAUAUUACCUAUACUGCUCUCUUAAAAACAGAUUGCUUUGUACUACUUUCAUGAAAUUCAUUAAAUCACCAGGCAUGUAAUGCUCCCUUAUCUGAAAGCGACCCCCCAAAACCAAGCAAGAUUUUGAAAAUGACCCCCAGCAAAAUGACCGGUCCCCGCCCCACCUUUACAGGUAAAAAAAGACCAGCCCCUAACCCCCCUCUCAAAAAGGCCCCCCUUCCCUCAAGCGUGCUUCAAAUAAGUGAGCCCCCUGGGGAAGAUUUAAUUUACAGUAAAUGACUGAACAUUUAAGGUUUUAAAAUUGUUUAUAGUGGAAAAAUUCCUCAAGAGACAAGUCACUAGUUUACAAGAAUACAGAUCGGCAGGAAUUUGUACGAGAAAAGGUUUGUCUCUUGAAUAGUGAAAUAAUUAAACAAUGAAGUGUAGAGAUUGCUUGUAAAUCUUUAUUACAGCUAAGAGACCUUUGAAAAAUCUUCAGAUUGUUAAGAAAAAUACCUCCCUUACAGAUACUCAAUCUUAAUCAUAACUAUAACAAAAUUCUCAAAUCUGAUUGGCUAUCAACUGCCCUGAUUUCAGCACUAAUAGGACAGUGUAAUAGGACAGUACGCGUCAUGCCCAAGUUAUUAGAGAUGGCUUUUUUAUUUCUCUACUAGCAAAAAAACUCUCGGAAUGACUCUUUUUUUAUUUAAAAAAGCAUAAAAUAUUAUAAGUUUUGUUAUAGUUAUGAUUAAUUGGUAUCAGAACUUCGUGUCGUCCAAUUCGGUCUGUAAUCUGGGUGAGGCACCAGAAAGCAACUGGCUAAAAUGAACAUUGAUGGUCUUAGUGUCGGUGAGAGCAUUAUAGCUCCCGUAACUUCAGUUAGGAACUUGGGAUCAUGGUUUGAUCAGAACCUGAGUAUGAUACCGCACAUUAAUAAGAUAUGUAAUGUAGUGAGGGUAACGCUUGACUGUUACAACAGGAACUGAUAACUGAUUGUUUUCUUAAUUCUCAUUUUAGGAGCAGAGGUUUAUGAGCGAUUGAACAAACAUCGUGAAGACGACAAAACACGGAGAAAAAUGUUGGAUGACGCUCUUGUUCACAUUCAGGUAAUACCAGCGACGGCGCCGGAACCAUGGGAGUUUGAGAAUUUGAUCUAACAUGAUCUAACAUCAGCUGUCUUACUUUAUGAAUAUGUCUCUUACAGGACGAGAAAGCUUGUCAAGCAUGGCUACACAGACAGGCUCUGAUGUAAGUCACACAUAAAUUAAGGGUUCAGUUAGGGGGUGAAAUACAAAGAUUUAGUUUUAUCAACUUGCCAUGGUGGGAUCAAAGAGUCUCUUACCCAGUCGCUCAUAGUCUCGAAACGUUACGCUCCCUUGGAAAGGAGCGUUGCGUGACAAAACAUACAAGGUCCUUGAUGGAGACUAGGAUAAAGAAGCUGGCGUUAAAAAGCGCUUCCUCUUCGUUAGAGAGAAUCAGAGGUUUGUAGGUCGAGUGCGGUUUAUACCGCCGGAUUUUGAAGCUUUGUCAUUAGUGGGAACAUGGUAACGUGAAAAUGUCUAAUGUAGUCACUGGAUUAACUCUCAUAGUCUUUCGGGUAACUAUCCUCGGACGAAACAAGUAUGCUAGCGAUGCAUUGAGAUGUUUCCGACACGUUUGUAAAUGUUGUCUAGUAUUUUUUUUUCUGGGUUACCAGUCAGAAUGUAAGGGUCACGUAAUCAAGCUGGCAGGUGAAUGCAAAGGAAUACCCUUUUAUCUCAAUCAGAUCGUUAAGUCUCCGUAAUAAAUCAUAAAAGGCGUUGUUAGAGUACGCAAUUUUCCCUUCUGUUUUAAUGGAUUUGCAUCAAAUAGUCUACUUUUCUUAAGGUAAACGUUGGUUUCAUUCCUGACUGAACAUUAUUACUUUAACUGCAGUACUCGAGCGCGCUAUUCGCUCCAGCGCAGAAACAAGAAAGAUAAUCCUUUAUAAACCUUUACAGUAUAAACGCUCCUCUAGAGAACGAAAUUGACUGUUAUUCACUGUUGUCUUAAUUCUUUUUGAACAUUCUUUGUGCAGAGAUUCAGGGCAGAGCUUAGCUCCCAUACCUCUUCCCAGUUUGGGUAAGUUUUCAUAUGCUAAUUAUGCCAUUCGCAGGCCUUCGGCGUUUAUGUUCUUCACGUUGCUAUUUCAAGAGAAGAAUGUAGUAUCCGAAAGUAUCCGUUUUUCCGAUCUCGGAGCCAGGAACCUAUGCCUUUUUUAAUUGCCGUUUUUCAGUCGGCAAUGAAAAUUUAUCGAAGCAUUACAUUGAUAGCAAAGUGCUUGAGCUUUUCCGACUCUCAGGAUACCAUGCUAAAUUAGUGCCACACGGCAGUUUGAGGCCGUGUGUUAAGGGUGCGACAAAAUAGCAUCGACCAACGAUUGGUCGGACCCCUUGUGAAGUCUACAUGAGUCGUUGUUCCCCUAAUCACCAGACUGUAAGCUUAUGCCAUAUCUUGUAGGCGUCAUGAGGUGUCCAACCUCUUACAGGUCGACGUUACUUAUUACGGCUGAGUUGUUGGACAGGCGAUGAGCGCAAAUUCGCUUUUCGUUACCAUAACAAUUCAAAUGUUUUGUUUGUUGUGAACCAGGAUUACCCGUUACCAACCAGGUUUCGAACGUCUUGGCCCAGUUUGUUUUAGCAAAACGCAGUUGUUUGCGGAAGCACCGAGAGCUUUUGAUUCUUUAAUUAAGGAGCCUCCUGAAAAUUCAUCUCCUACCUGUGACAAAAGUUUGUUAUGGCCUGAAACAGGUCCCUGCUUAGAACUAAGCGUUGUGUUUUUUUUUUUUUCCGCUAUUGUAAGGUCGUAAGCCUGCGGCUCGGUUGGACAUCAGUGGCACUCCAGGCGUGGAACAACUUCGACCAAUGGAAAGAGAGGUACGUUACUCAUAAGAAUGGAGAGGGGUGUGAAAGCUAUUGGAUGUGUGAAUGGAGAGAAGAGAGGGUGAGGAGAAGGAUAUUAAGGUAACAGGAAGGUGGAACGUGCUACAUCACGAAACAUUCCAAAAUAGGAAGAAGACUACGUACUUUCUCAGAUUUAUCUAUGUCUUAAGCGUUCAUCACAAUCAUCAUCAUCGUCAUCGUCAUAAUUGUUAUCAUCAUCAUCGUCAUCAGCAUUUAAUUUUUUUUAUAAAGCAUGUUAUACAUAUAAGACAGCUUUAAAGCUUAUGUAGACCUGCUACAGCAGUACACACAUAGACACACUCUUGUUUAAUGUUGACCACACUCCUAUUAGGCGGUAUUUACGUCCCCUACUCUUUAAGAACAGCUUUGUGGGUUCUUUUACGUCCCACAAGAAUCAGAGCAGUGAACGAUUUGUGACAGCAGGACAAGGGUUUUUCGUCCUUAUUCGAGAAGACUGGAAUGUCUAAUCGUUUUUAGAACAAAGGUAGCGCAUUCUCCUCACUUAUUUAAAGACCCCGGCUGAGUGUAGUUCCGGCCGGGAUUUGGACCCGCCACCUUCCGCUUGGUUCUUUUGAGGUACCCGCGCGGUUAGCUUUCGUUCAAGAGGGUAGUCAAUCCUGUGCCAGGAAAGAAGAAUCGAAGCGGGAAUUGGAAAUUAAGAACUUCUUUUUGACUGCCACACGUAGUCGACCUUUUUAGUCUCUGUACGUUGUCUCCCAUUCAUUAAUGUCUUAUUUGCCCUUCUCUUCUCCCUUCGUACAGUUAUGUAGCAAUUUGCGGUUGAUGCCUCAAGAUUACCAGAGCUACAAAUCUACCCUAAUAAAGGAAUACGAGAAGCAGGGAUUCCUGAGACUCGCCCAAGCCCGCACACUCAUCCGCAUUGAUGUCAACAAGACUAGAAAGAUGUAUAACUUCUUUUUAGAGCAAGGCUGGAUUAAACAACCCGAUGGAUAACUCAGAAAGUAAAACGAUUUUGGAGUAAUUUUUUUCGAGAAUCACGGUAACUUUUCGUACCACAAGUGUUCUUAAAAUGGACGUCCCGUCAAAAAUGGCAACGACCGUUUACAAAAGGGCAUCGGCAUCACAGUGAUAUUCUUCGGUUUUCAAUAUGCAUAGCCAUAUUUUAAAACUUUUUGAAAGUUCUAAACAUUUACUUGUACAUUUAAACACAGCCUUGUACUGCAAAAGUGAACAUAGUAAAGACCAGUUAAAGCCGUUCAUAAGACCCCAACUCAGUAUUAAUAAGCUGUGCGUGGAGGUUUGUAGUUUAAAACCCUGAUAAAAACGUGUCGGGCUAAUAUUUGCUGAUUUAGUCUCGCAUCUGUUCUAUCCCUUUCAUAUUGAUUCAGACAUUAACUGAAAUCGGUAUAUUUAAGAUUCCUGUAAAUUCCUCGCAGUUAUAGCUGGAGGCAGUUCCUACCCUUUUCCUCGGGCUGUUAACCUGCAAUCAGGCGAUUG